Haliotis rubra (blacklip abalone) is the source of this 2320-nucleotide messenger RNA. Its product is annotated as leucine-rich repeat-containing protein 61-like. Lineage: Eukaryota; Metazoa; Mollusca; Gastropoda; Lepetellida; Haliotidae. The transcript has 8 exons. The record is from RefSeq and is a predicted model, not a curated record. Gene Ontology annotation, molecular function: protein kinase binding. The coding region runs from base 145 to 879 and encodes 244 amino acids. Gene Ontology annotation, cellular component: cytoplasm.
UUACCUCCCUUUAAACGUCGCGCUUGUUGUCUGUUUGCAUGGUAUCUAGGCUGCCUGUUCCAGCUGAUUGCAUUUGCAAUUCCUCACGAAAUGUUUAUGUAAUACUAGUAUUCAAGGCGAGAUUCUGUCGCAGAUCUAUGAGACAUGACCGCAAUAUCAGAUGGAAAAAUCAGCAAGCAGCUCUUAAAGACACGCAGUGGAGAAUUUGACGUUGAAAGCAUACAUUCACUCUUUCUUCGUGAUGCAGGUGUGUGUGACCUCGGCUGCCUGGGUGAGUGUGUUAAUGUGGAGAGACUGGACCUGUCCCACAACCACCUGACAGUACUCCACAAGUUAGCGGGACUUACCCAGCUCAACACCCUCAACCUGUCUGCCAACAGAAUCACUACGCUGGAAGGCCUGCAGUCUUUGGAGAAGCUUCACACUCUCAGUUUGUCAGGGAAUCACAUAGCCAGGUUUGAGUCCUUGGUGUGUCUGACUGGGCUUGAGUAUCUGCAAGAUUUACGUCUUCAAGACAGAAUCAACAAGCUUUCAAACCCAGUGUGUCAGCAUGUGAACUAUCUGGAGGAGGUGCAGAGGAUGUUCCCUAGACUCAAGACACUGGAUGGUGAACGUGUCCAAGGGAAAGGCAGUGAGUUGUACCAACUCUGUCGGCAAAUAGACACUCAACUUCAACAAGAGCCAAUAGCCAGUGCCUCACUCCAAGCACAACGUCCUGCUCCUUGGUUACAGUCUCAGUACUGGGAGAUGGCAGAUGACUUUCAAAACUCUAUGCUAUGUGAUGCUGAGGUGCAACUCACAGACCUCCUGGCUAGCUGCAAAAGACUGUCAGAACAGUCUGAAGGCAAACUUUAUAAUAGUAUGCUUGGGUCUUCAUAGCAUCAACAUAUUUUAGGGAAGAGAAUGCCACACACUUAUGUCAAAAACUGGAGAGAUUUGAAUAGAAGCAAAGACAGUUUUUCAAAAAGACGACAAAUUGACGUACAUGGACUUUGUCAGGUGCUGUAUAUAUACCUGCCUACACCAUCUCACUCCAGUUCCAAUAGAAUUAACACUUCAAGUUAAGAACCCUAUUUUAGGCAACACUGAAAAACAUAAACUUGCUACACUGAAGCAUCUGAGACAUGGAUACCCUUGGAAGGUACGCUUCAGGAAUGUGUGGGAGGAUCACAAUCGGGAACAUGGCAAAGAGAGGUCAGUGGUACAGUAGAUGUUCUGUAAAUCAGUUGGUAUAGACAAAUCUCACUGACAGUAUUUGAAUAUUGCUACAUGUCCAAGCAUAUGUAUAAUGGGAACAGACUUAUAGCAAUCAUGUCACAAUUCUGCUAUUCUGGAGUCAGAAAUAAGAAUUACAUUGGUCUAUCAGGUCUUUCAAUGGCAUUUAGAGUGAUAAGGAAGAGAGAUAUAUAUCUAUGUCAAUGUCUUUAUUAUGAAGAAUACAACAUGUCAGAGUAUAAUCUUACUCCAUCAGUGAAUGGGAAUAGAGUGCAAUGAAUGUCAAUUUCCUCAUUAUGAAGAAUAUGUUUCAGAGUAAAUCCUUCAUCAGGUGAAUUGCUAGUCUGUCUCAGUCCCUGAAACACAUUAUUUUCCCUACUGCCAAGCCCUCUCUGCAGUGCUAAAGUCCAAAAUGAAGCAAGUCUAGAUUUCCUCAGAAUCUCUGGUCUCACUGGGGCUCCUUUUCAAUUUAUAUGGGUUUGUUUGUUGCUAUCAAAAUAUACAUAUUCAGAGACUAAGCGUUAGUCUAGUGAAUUGGGGUCAUCUAAAAAACAGCACUGCAUCUUACUUAUUGUGAUUCUCUCUCACACACACUCGCACACAGUUGAUUGAAAACUUCAAACCAAUUUGUCUUCCUUUCUUGUUAAGAAAACAAAAUAAUGCACAUUCGAGAGGUCAAUAACAACAUGUUUUGAAACCUGGGUGUUGAUCUUGUAAAACCUUCUCUGUAAGGACGAUUGAUAUUUGCAAUUGUCUUUGCAUAUUUUAGCACAUAAAAGUUGGCUGAAAUGGCAUGAGUUUAAAUAAGGCUUUGAUGUAGGAAGAUGUCCACUAUGGGGACAACCAUUGGUGUCAUUCUUUGUCCAAUCCAUUUAGAUCACAGGAGAUGUAUUUGAGUCAGUGAAAAGUACUGGACACCUCUUGGGUAAGAGGUACUCCAUAUAGUAUUAACAGUAUCAAGCAAGAGACAGCAAAUGUAUUUUUCUCUAUAUAUAUCCUUUUGACUCCUACAACAGUCAGCAAAGGUGUAAUGGUACAGAACAUCUUUCAGAUGACAUGUCAUCUCUUAUCUUGUUGGUACAAAUAAAAUUUCUAUGUAUGUUUA